UCAUCAGUCACAGCAGACAGUGUAAGCUUCUUUCACCAUUAUCUUUUGACAACAUGUGCAAACUCACUCUAUCUGCAGGUCUCUGUUUGAUCAUCGCCAGCUUGGCCUCAUCCUCCAGGCUGGUGUGUUACUAUAACAGCUUGGCUGAAGACAGAGCAGCGUACGGGAAGGUCACCAUUUCAGAUAUCGAUCCAAACCAGUGCACCCAUCUGAUCUACGCCUUUUCUGACAUCAACAACAAUGAGCUGGUCACUGCGAGCACUACAAGUAGCAUAGACUAUCAGGCCUUCAAUGGACUCAAAACCAGAAAUCCACAACUCAAAACCCUGUUGGCAGUGGGUGGCUUGAUCUUCAACAUACAAAAGUUCAGUACGAUGGUGGCACAGCAACCAAACAGAGCCACAUUCAUCCAGUCUGUAAUCACAGUACUAAGAGCAAAUGGGUUUGAUGGGCUAAACCUUGACUGGAGGUACCCCGGAGGACCAGGAAGCCAACCCCAGGACAAGCAUGGAUUCACACUGCUGUGCACGGAGCUCAAAAAGGCCUUCGUUGAUGAGGGAACAGCAACAAAUUGUGAAAGAUUAAUCCUCACUGCCAGUGUCUCUGCGGAGAAACCAAUCAUUGAUGCCAGUUAUGAAAUUGCACAGAUUGCCACGCAGCUGGAUUUCAUCAAUGUGCUGACAUUUGACUUUCAUGAAACCCGGGAAACUGUCACAGGACAUCACAGCCCCUUAUUCCAGGGAUCCAAAGACAUUGGAAACAAAACCGUCUUUAACACUGACUUUGCCAUGCGCUACUGGCGGGACCAGGGAGUCCCUACAGACAAGCUAAACUUAGGGUUAGCAGCAUUCGGCCGAGCUUUUAACCUCUCCACUACUUCCAGUGACGUUGGAGCACCAGCCAGUGGUCCUGGUGAGGAAGGCUGCUACACCGGGGAACAAGGACUCUGGUCCGCUUAUGAGACUUGUCUUUAUAUUGAAGGGGUUCCAAUCAACCUGAUCACUGAUCAGAAAGUUCCAUAUGCCACCACAGAUAAUCAGUGGGUUGGAUUUGACAACAAAGACAGCCUUGACGCUAAGGUCAAUUACCUAAAAAAUAACAACUUUGGGGGAGCUUUUGUCUGGUCUCUGGACUUGGAUGACAUUACGGGGCAAUUCUGUAAAACUGGCAUCAAUCCCUUCAUCAGUCACCUGCACACUCUCCUGGUUCCAGGUUUUCCUGGACCUACAAAUACAACUUCCCCUCCCACAACUACAUCUCCACUUACUACACCUAACACUACAACUCCACCUACCACAACGACAUCUUCCCCUACCACAACUACAAUUUCACCUACCACAACUAUAUCUCCACCUACUACAGCUACAACUCCACCUACCACAACUACAUCUUCCCCUACCACAACUACAACUCCACCUACUACAGCUACAACUCCACCUACCACAACUACAUCUUCCCCUAUCACAACUACAAAACCCCCUAUACAGCUAAAACUCCCCUACCACAAACAACCAACUCCACCUACCACAACGACAACCUCCCUACCACGACCCACAACUCCACCACCACAAAAAACAACUCCACCUACCACAAAAUACAACUCCACCUACCACAACUACAUCUUCCCCUACCACAACUACAACUCCACCUACUACAGCUACAACUCCACUUACCACCACAACAACUCCACCUACCACAACUACAACUCUCCCUACCACAACUACAACUCCACCUACCACAACAACAACUCCACCUACCACAACUACAACUCCACCUACCACAACUACAACUCUCCCUACCACAACUCCACCUACUACAACCACAACUCCACCUACUACAAAACCACAACUCCCCCUACCACAACUACAACUCCCCCAACCCAACUACAUCUCUCCCAACCACAACUACAUCUCCCCCUACCACAACUACAAACUCCCCCUACCAAACUCAACUCCCCCAACCACAACCACAUCUCCCCUACCACAACUACAACUCCCCCCACAAUCCCAACUAACUCCCCCAACCACAACCCCCCUACCACAACUCCUCCUACCACAAUUCAACCCCCCAACCACAACUCCCCCUACCACAACUACAACUUUCCCCCUAAAACAACCACACUCCCCUACCACCAUCACAACUCCCUCAACCACAACCCCCAUCUCCCCCUACCACAACUACCCACCCCCCCCUACCACAACAACAACUCCCCCUACAAAAACCACAACUCCCCCUACCACAACCCCUCCCCAACCACAACUCCCCCUACCACAACCACAACUCCCCCUACCCACAACUACAACUCCACCUACUACAACUCCCCCUACCACAACUACAACUCCCCCUACCACAACAACAACUCCCCCUACCACAACUACCACAACUCCACCUACCACAACUACAACUCCCCCUACCACAACUACAACUCCACCUACUACAACUCCCCCUACCACAACUACAACUCUCCGUACCACAACCCAUCUCCCCCCCUACCACAACUACCCAUAACUCUACCUACCACAACCACCAUCUCCCCUACCCACAACUACCAGAACUCUCCCUACCUCAACCUACAACUCCCCCUACCACAACUACCACUCCACCACUAA
Etheostoma spectabile (orangethroat darter) is the source of this 2609-nucleotide messenger RNA. Its product is annotated as oviduct-specific glycoprotein. Gene Ontology annotation, biological process: carbohydrate metabolic process. Bases 54 to 2609 code for a protein of 851 amino acids. Gene Ontology annotation, cellular component: extracellular region. Gene Ontology annotation, molecular function: chitin binding. Lineage: Eukaryota; Metazoa; Chordata; Actinopteri; Perciformes; Percidae. The transcript has 15 exons. The record is from RefSeq and is a predicted model, not a curated record.